This is a messenger RNA of Cucurbita maxima (winter squash), 1303 nucleotides long. RefSeq names its product WAT1-related protein At5g07050-like. Gene Ontology annotation, molecular function: transmembrane transporter activity. NCBI's taxonomy places the organism in Eukaryota, Viridiplantae, Streptophyta, Magnoliopsida, Cucurbitales, Cucurbitaceae. The transcript is spliced from 7 exons. Gene Ontology annotation, cellular component: plasma membrane. Bases 21 to 1235 code for a protein of 404 amino acids. The record is from RefSeq and is a predicted model, not a curated record.
AAAAAAAAAAAAAGGAGAAAAUGGAAGGAAAGAGAAGUGGAAUUGCCAAUUUUGUUGAGGGAGCACAGCCUUACAUUGCUAUGAUCUCUCUCCAAUUUGGCUAUGCUGGGAUGAACAUCAUCACUAAGGUAGCUCUCAACCAUGGAAUGAGCCAUUACGUUCUCGUCACCUAUCGCCAAGCCUUUGCCACGAUCGUGCUCGCUCCGUUCGCCUUUCUCUUCGAAAGGAAAGUAAGACCCAAGAUUAGUUUUCGUCUGUUCGUGCAGAUUUUCCUUCUGGGUUUGUUAGGACCAGUGAUGAAUCAAAACUUUUAUUAUGCUGGGUUGAAGCUCACUUCUCCUACCUUUUCAUGUGCCAUGAGCAAUAUGCUUCCGGCAAUGACAUUAAUUUUAGCUCUUCUUUGCAGGAUGGAGAAAUUGGAGAUGAAGAAAGUGAGGUGCCAAGCCAAGGUGGUGGGAACAAUGGUGACAGUGGGUGGAGCCAUUUUGAUGACUUUAUACAAAGGGAUUGACCUCUUUCAAACCACUUAUCAACAUUGGCUCAAGGGUUCCAUUCUCCUCCUCUUUGCCAAUCUUUCUUGGGCUUUCUUCUUCAUCCUUCAGGCAAUAACAUUGAAGAAUUACACAGCCCAUCUGUCUCUUACAACCCUUGUGUGCUUCUUGGGGACAUUGCAAUCCAUGGCUGUCACCUUUGUAAUGGAAAACAAAGCUUCUGUUUGGAGCAUUGGAUGGGACAUGAAUCUUCUCGCUGCUGUUUAUGCCGGAAUAGUUUCAUCAAGCAUAGCUUACUAUGUCCAAGGGAUGAUUAUGCAAAAGAGAGGCCCUGUGUUUGUCACAGCCUUUACCCCUAUCAUCAUGAUCAUUGUUGCUAUAAUGGCCUCUUUCAUGCUCACCUACAACAUUUACCUCGUACGUGUUGUUGGAGGUGCUAUAAUGGUGGUGGGGCUGUACUUAGUGCUAUGGGGAAAAUACAGAGAUUACAAAGAAAAUGAAGGAAUGAUAGAAGAGGCCGCCAUUGUUGAACCAGUGAAGCUUGAGAAGAAGAAGAGGAAAUUGGCAACAGUGGUUGAAGAAGAAGAAGAAGAAGAAGAAGAAGAAGAAGAAGAAACGACAACAUCAUCAUUAAACGACAUCGAAAUGCAAAGGAACGACACGACAUCAAAUGUCGACAAUAAUAAUGUUACAAAAUUGCCAUGUCCUCCUCCACCACCCAUUAUUGUCGUCAUAGAAGUUUGAUUACAAUUUUAAAAUAUAAAAAAAAAAAAAAAAAAAAAAAAAAACUUUUAAAAAGAAAGAAAAAGAGA